Ceratitis capitata (Mediterranean fruit fly) is the source of this 1518-nucleotide messenger RNA. RefSeq names its product cytochrome P450 9B4 (gene CcCYP9B4). Gene Ontology annotation, molecular function: heme binding; oxidoreductase activity, acting on paired donors, with incorporation or reduction of molecular oxygen; iron ion binding. NCBI's taxonomy places the organism in Eukaryota, Metazoa, Arthropoda, Insecta, Diptera, Tephritidae. The transcript is spliced from 4 exons. The record is from RefSeq and is marked validated. Bases 1 to 1518 code for a protein of 505 amino acids.
AUGGUGUUCAUCGUAUUGGGACUUGUGUCCUUGAUAUUCUUGAGCAUUUUCUACAAGUGGACAACCCUUACUUACAACACAUUCAAAGAACGCGGUGUGCCAUUUGAAGAGCCAUGGCCACUGGUGGGCAAUAUGGGUGCGGUGGUGUUAAAUAAAGAAAGUUUGAAUAAGACGUUGUUGGGCUUUUAUAAACGCAACAGAAAACAUGGAAUCGUUGGCUUCUACAAUUUCCGCUCUCCCGUUUACGUGGUGACAAAUCCAGAGUAUAUUAAAAAAAUAUUAGUACAGGACUUUGACUUUUUUGUUAACCACACACCGUUCUUUAAAGCCGAUGAUCACCCUAUAGUAAAUGGCAUGUUGACCGUAAUGAAAGAUGAGCGUUGGAGGAAUAUGCGAAAUACACUUUCGCCAGUCUUCACUGCCUCCAAAAUGCGCGCCAUGUUUAGAUUGAUAAGCGAUUGUCUGAAUGAAUGCCUGGAUUGCCUUCGAGAUCUUACUAAAGGCGGCAAACACCAUGAUAUUGAACUUAAGGACUUGUUCACACGUCUGUCAAAUGACAUCAUCGCUUCAACUGCCUUUGGGCUGAAGGUCAAUUCAUAUGUAAAUCCAAACAAUGAGUUUUACUUGAUCGGUAAGUCGGUCUCGAAAUUCCGCGGCAUGCAAAUGUUUAAGUUCAUUGUCUCUAAUUCAAUGCCCAAAGUUCAAAAGAUUCUAGGAUACAAAGUAUUCGACACCGCAAAGAUGGCUUACUUCAAGCGAUUAGUUAUCGAUACAAUGAAAUAUCGCCAGGAACAUAAAGUCCAAAGGCCUGAUAUGAUCCAAUUAUUGAUUGAGGCCAAAGAGGAGUCCGACCAGAACUGGUCAGAUGAUGAUAUAGUUGGACAGUGUUUCAUCUUCUUUUUUGCAGCUUUUGAAAAUAACGCGAAUUUUAUUGCGACAAUGUGUCAUGAGCUGAUGGAAAACCCCGAUGUGCAGCAGCGUCUAUACGAAGAGGUAUUGGAAGUGCACGAUGAACUUGGAGGCAAGCCCUUGUCAUACGAAGCAGUAAUGAAAAUGAAAUACAUGGAUUUGGUCACUUCCGAAACAUUACGCAAGUGGAACCUCGCUGGGUUUACUGAUCGGCUGUGCUCUAAAGAUUAUGAUCUCACCGAUGACGAUGGAAAUAUAAUAUUUAAAUUUAAGGCGAAUGACUAUGUCUGGUUUCCUAUAGUAGGAUUACACUAUGACGAUAAAUAUUUUGAAGAUCCCGAGUCAUUUAAGCCCGAACGCUUUAGCGAUGAGAAUAAGGAUAAUAUUAAGCCUUUUACGUAUUUACCUUUUGGUGUUGGACCACGCAUGUGUAUUGGCAAUCGAUAUGCACUAAUGCAAGCCAAGGCCAUGAUGUACUAUAUGAUUUUGGAUUUCAAGCUGGAACGUUCCCCAAAAACCGUGGAAAAUAUUAUGGAUGAUGUCAGGGGUUUCCAAAUUGAUCCAAUAUGCGGAUUUUGGGUUCGAUUGGUGCCUCGCGGAAAGCUUUAA